GUGAGUGUGUGUGUGUGUGUGUGUGUGUGUAGGGGUGUAAAACAAAGACAAACCUUGUUGUCCUCUGCUUGAGGGGUUGAUGGUCCUGAUGUGCCUGCAAUGGUGAUGAUGGCGGAUGGAGAGAGGCAGAAGCCACAGCUGGAACCAGAGCUGGAGCUCAGGACCAGCCCAGGAGAUGCAGGCUCGACCCAGUUGAUGUCCAGCUAUGAGAGCCUGGGAGAUGGCCAAGGGCAGGACCUCAGUCUGGCCAGGAGUGACCCAGGCUUCCCUCCAGCCAAGAGCAGCAGCAGCAUCAUCAUCAAGGACGGCGCCCGCCAACGUCGGCAGCGGAAGAAGACGGUGUCCUUCAGCAGCAUGCCCAGCGACCGGAAGAUCAGCAGCACGGCAGCCUGCAUCUCCGUCAUGCUGGAGGGCUGCGCCAUGAAGAAGGUCCGGUCUAACUCCCGGGUCUACAACCGCUACUUCCUCCUGGACUCCGACCUCAGGGCCCUGCGCUGGGAACCGUCCAAGAAAGACUCCGACAAGGCCAAGAUCGACAUCAAGUCCAUCAAGGAGGUGCGCCUGGGCAAGAAGACUCCCGUCCUCCGCAGCAACGGGAUCUCCGAGCAGUUUGCGGAGGAGUGCGCCUUCUCCGUUAUCUACGGGGAGAACUAUGAGUCGUUGGACCUGGUGGCUGGCUCGGCCGACACGGUCAACACCUGGGUGAUGGGGCUGAGGUACCUGGUGUCCUACGGCAAGCACACUCUGGACCAGAUGAUGGACCGAGCAGAGCAGACCAGCCUCCGCACCUCGUGGCUGGAGACGGUGUUUCGGCAAGCGGUGGGCGAGGCAGACGGGCUCCCUCUGGCCCGGGCGGUGCAGCUGGUCCAGAGCCUGAGCGGAGGGACCAAGGCCACCAAGAUCGAGCUCAAGUUCAAGGAGCUCCUGAAGGCCAUGGACAAACCAGGCAGCGAGGUCAGCCUGGCGGCCUUCACGGAAGCCUACUGCGAGCUGUGCACUCGGCCCGAGAUCUACUUCCUGCUGGUGCAGUUCUCCAGCAACAAGGAGUACUUGGACUGCAAGGACCUGGUGCUGUUCGUGGAGACGGAGCAAGGCUUGGAGGGCGUCCUGGAGGAGACCUGCCUGGACAUCAUCCGCAAGUACGAGCUCUCGGAGGAAGGUCGGGAGAGGGGCUUCCUCUGUAUCGACGGCUUCACCAACUACCUCCUCUCCCCCGACUGCCACGUCUUCGACCCCCAGCACAGGAGCGUGUGUCAGGACAUGUCCCAGCCUCUGUCCCACUACUUCAUCAACGCCUCCCACAACGCCUGCCUCUCGGAAGACCACUUCUGGGGGUCCUCGGAUAUCAGUGGUUACGUGCGCGCCCUGAGGUCGGGCUGCCGAAGCUUGGAGCUGGUGGUCUGGGACGGACCGGGCAACGAGCCCGUGAUAUACAUGGGCCGUUCCACCGUGGGACAGUUGGCCUUCGGAAGCGUCAUCGAAGCCAUCAACCAGCACGCCUUCGUGGCUUCCGAUUACCCGCUCAUUCUCUGCCUGGUCACCCACUGCUCGGCCAAACAGCAGAGGGUCAUGGCUCAGCACCUCAAAAAAAUCCUGGGGGGUAGACUUCACACCGAGCCCCCAGCCCCGGACGAGAAUUACCUCCCGUCGCCGGACAAGCUGAAGGGCAAGAUUCUCCUGAAAGCUCUCAAGCUUCCUGGGGACUGCCCCGACUCCGAGGCCGAAAUCUCGGACGAAGAGGAAGGCGCGGAGAUGUGCCGGAGGAUGAGGACGAUGAUGGGGGAGGGGGAGAGGGAGGGCGAGUCGGGAGAGACGCCCGACCGGAAGCUGCGUCUGCGCAGGGAGCUCUCCGACCUGGUCAGCCUGUGCCACUCGACACGGUUCCGGGGCUUCGAGGCUUCGAAACGCGGCCAGAAAUACUGGGAGACCUGCUCGUUUGACGAGGUGCUGGCCAGCAAGUUCGCCAACGAGUUGCCCGAGGACCUGGUCAACUACAACAAGAGGUUCCUGUCCAGGGUGUACCCCAGCCCCAUGAGGAUAGACGCCAGCAACGUGAACCCCCAGGACUAUUGGAAGUGUGGGUGCCAGAUGGUGUCCAUGAACCAGGAGACCCCUGGGCUGAUGAUGGACCUCAACGCCGGGUGGUUCCAGCAGAACGGAAACUGCGGCUACGUCCUGCGGCCGGCCAUCAUGAGGGCCGAGGUGUCCUACUUCAGCGCCAACGCCAAGGACUCGCUGCCGGGCGUCUCGGCCCAGCUUCUGCACAUCAAGGUGAUCAGCGGGCAGCACCUGCCGAAGCCCAAGGGCUCGGCCGCCAAGGGCGACGUGGUGGAGCCUUACGUGUGCCUGGAGAUCCACGGCAUCCCCUCGGACUGCGCCGAGCAGCGGACCAGGACGGACGGGCAGAACGGCGACUGUCCCGUGUUCGACGAGAGCUUCGAGUUCCAGAUCAACCUGCCCGAGCUUGCCGUGCUGCGAUUCAUGGUGCUGGACGACGAUUACAUCGGGGACGAGUUCAUCGGUCAGUACACCGUGCCCUUCGAGUGCCUGCAGCCCGGCUACCGGCACCUGCCCCUGCAGGCCCUGGGCGGGGAGGUCCUGCCUCAUGCCACCCUCUUCGUCCACGUGGCCAUCACCGACCGCCGGGGAGGGGGCAAGCCCCACAAGAGGGGCCUCUCCGUGCGCAAGGGCAGGAGGGCCAGGGAGUACACCGCCACCAAGACCGUGGGCGUCAAGGCCGUCGACGAGGCGUGUAGAGCCGCCGCUCAGCCCCUGAGGGAAGCCACCGACCUCCGGGAAAACGUCCAGAACGCCAUGGUUUCGUUUAAGGAGCUGUGCGGGCUGACGCCUGUGGCUAACAUGAAGCAGUGUGUGCUGACCCUGUCCUCCUGGCUGCUGAACGGCAGCGACAACGGCGUGUCGGUGACGGUGGACCUCAGCGAGGAGUACCCCUCCAUGGAAGCCCAAGGACCGGUCCCCGAGCUCCUCAAGAAGGUUUUGGCCGCGUACGAGACGAUGGUGCAGGCGAGUAAGACGCUGAUCGAUUCUGCGGAUGGUGUGUACGUGAAGAUAAUGCAGGCGCAGAGGGCCGGUCUGGAUUUCCACGAAGAUUUGCACAGAAUGGGAGCGAAGGAGGGGCUGAAAGGGCGGAAGCUGCAGAAAGCUUUUGAGAGCUUUGCGUGGAACAUCACCGUACUGAAGGGACAAGCGGAUCUGCUGAAACAAGCCAAGAGCGAGGCGUUGGACAACAUCAGGCAGAUCCACUACACAGCGCUGUCGUGUGGGAUCAGUAAGAAUGGCUCAGCGUCUCCCGACCUGUUCAGACCCCGGACAGCCCUGGACGCCAUCCCUGAGAGUGAGAGCACAAGUGACACCGGCUCCUACUGACCGCCCGCCAGCUCUCACAGUGACGAGGGACCGAG
Callorhinchus milii (elephant shark) is the source of this 3422-nucleotide messenger RNA. Its product is annotated as inactive phospholipase C-like protein 2. Lineage: Eukaryota; Metazoa; Chordata; Chondrichthyes; Chimaeriformes; Callorhinchidae. Gene Ontology annotation, molecular function: phosphatidylinositol-4,5-bisphosphate phospholipase C activity. Gene Ontology annotation, biological process: lipid metabolic process; intracellular signal transduction. The record is from RefSeq and is a predicted model, not a curated record.